Messenger RNA from Dipodomys ordii (Ord's kangaroo rat), 2612 nucleotides. RefSeq names its product dipeptidyl-peptidase 3 (gene Dpp3). Gene Ontology annotation, molecular function: dipeptidyl-peptidase activity; metalloexopeptidase activity. The transcript has 18 exons. The record is from RefSeq and is a predicted model, not a curated record. Gene Ontology annotation, cellular component: cytoplasm. Gene Ontology annotation, biological process: proteolysis. Lineage: Eukaryota; Metazoa; Chordata; Mammalia; Rodentia; Heteromyidae. The coding region runs from base 43 to 2253 and encodes 736 amino acids.
GCAGGAAGUGAGUUUGCGAGCGGAGCAGCUGCUGCAGGUCUCAUGGCAGACACCCAGUACAUCCUGCCUAAUGACAUCGGCGUAUCCAGCCUGGACUGCCGAGAGGCCUUCCGCCUGCUGUCACCCACAGAGCGCCUCUAUGCCCACUACCUGUCCAGGGCUGCCUGGUACGGAGGCCUGGCCGUGCUGCUGCAGACAUCCCCAGAGGCGCCCUACAUCUAUGCCCUGCUCAGCCGCCUCUUCCGUGCCGAGGACCCCGACCAGCUGCGCCAUCGCGCCCUAGCCCAAGGCCUGACCGAGGAGGAGUACCAGGCGUUCCUGGUCUAUGCUGCAGGGGUCUAUUCCAACAUGGGCAACUACAAGUCUUUUGGUGACACCAAGUUUGUUCCCAACCUCCCCAAGGAGAAGCUGGAAUGUGUGGUCCUGUGCAGCGUGGCUGCCCAACAGUAUCCAGAAGAAGUCAGGAGGCUCUGGCAGAACUGUGGGGACCUCAUGUUCUCUUUGGAGCCAAGGCUUCGACACCUUGGGCUGGGGAAGGAGGGAGUCACCACCUAUUUCUCUGAGAAUUGUACCAUGGAAGAUGCCAAACUGGCCCAAGACUUUCUGGACUCCCAGAACCUCAGUGCCUACAAUACGCGGCUAUUCAAGGAGGUCGACCGGGAUGGGAAGACCUCCUAUGAGGUGCGGCUGGCGUCCAUGCUCUACAAAGAUCCUUUUCUAGACUCGGAAGUGACUCCCAAGCCGAAGAACUAUGAAUUUCGGGGGAGCCAUUUCCAGGUGACACGGGGAGACUAUGGCCCCAUUCUCCAGAAGGUGGUAGAGCACUUGGAGAAAGCCAAGGCAUACGCAGCCAACAGCCUCCAGGAGCAGAUGCUGGCCCAGUACAUGGAGAGCUUCACCCACGGCUCCAUCGAGGCCCACAAGAGGGGCUCCCGCUUCUGGAUCCAGGACAAAGGCCCCAUUGUGGAGAGUUACAUCGGCUUCAUCGAGAGCUAUCGAGACCCCUUUGGUUCCCGAGGAGAGUUUGAAGGCUUUGUGGCCAUGGUGAACAAGGCCAUGAGUGCCAAGUUCAAGCGGCUGGUGGCCAGUGCUGAACAGCUGCUGAAGGAGCUACCCUGGCCACCAGCCUUCGAGAAGGACAAGUUCCUCACCCCUGACUUCACCUCCCUGGAUGUCCUCACCUUCGCUGGCUCUGGCAUCCCUGCUGGCAUCAACAUCCCCAACUAUGAUGACCUGAGGCAGACAGAAGGCUUUAAGAACGUAUCUCUGGGAAACGUGCUGGCUGUGGCCUAUUCCACACCUCGAGAGAAGCUCACGUUCUUGGAGGAGGAGGAUAAGGAUCUGUUCACCCGCUGGAAGGGGCCCUCCUUCGAUGUGCAGGUGGGCCUGCACGAGCUGCUGGGCCACGGCAGUGGCAAACUCUUCGCUCAGGAUGAAAAAGGAACUUUCAACUUUGACCAGGAAACAGUGAUCAACCCUGAGACAGGGGAGCAGAUUCAAAGCUGGUACCAGAGUGGGGAGACGUGGGACAGCAAGUUCAGCACCAUCGCCUCCAGCUACGAAGAGUGCCGGGCUGAGAGUGUGGGCCUCUACCUCUGCCUCAACCCUCAAGUGCUAGAGAUCUUUGGCUUCAAAGGGACAGAUGCAGAAGAUGUGAUCUACGUGAACUGGCUCAACAUGCUUCGAGCUGGGCUGCUGGCUCUGGAGUUCUACACCCCAGAGACCUCCAGCUGGCGACAGGCUCACAUGCAGGCCCGGUAUGUGAUUCUGAGAGUCUUGCUGGAAGCUGGCCAGGGACUCGUAACCGUCACCCCCACCAUCGGCUCUGAUGGACGUCCUGAUGCCCGUGUCCGCCUGGACCGUAGCAAGAUCCGGUCUGUGGGCAAGCCCGCCUUGGAACGGUUUCUACGGAGACUCCAGGUGCUCAAGUCCACGGGGGAUGUGGUUGCAGGGCGGGCCCUGUAUGAGGGGUAUGCAGCCGUCACCAAUACGCCCCCCGAGUGCUUCCUCACCCUCAGGGAUACAGUGCUGCUGCGCAAGGAAUCUCGGAAGCUCAUUGUGCAGCCGAACACUCGCCUUGAAGGUUCAGAAGUGCAACUUCUAGAGUAUGAAGCCUCAGCUGCAGGCCUCAUCCAGUCCUUCUGUGAGCGUUUCCCAGAGGAUGGACCUGAGUUGGAGGAGAUCCUCACCCAGCUGGCCACUGCAGACGCCCGAUUCUGGAGAGACUCCACCAGGACCCCGUUAUCCUACUAGGCUUGAGAGAUCAGUGUGGCUCCUUUCCCCACUGAGUCACCUUGUGCUGUUAUGUGUAAUUGGCAGGAGCUGGGACUUUGGUGCUACCUCAGCAGAGGGAGGUGACACUAAUUGCUCCUGUCAGGACUUUCCAAUUUACUGAGUGCUUCCCCUCUGCUGCUUGAUCGCACUGCCAUCUGUGGAGUGAGCACAACAGGGCCUCUAGUCCAGUUUUCAGAUGAGGAAGUGGUAGUUCUGAGAUGUGACUGGUCUAGAUCGCACUGGUGGUAUGUGACAGAGCCAGGGCUUAAAAAUGCUCUCACCAAAUCCAAUGCUCUUCAUGUAUUACUUUUAUAAGCAGAAAAAAAUAAAUAAUCUGA